Molecule: messenger RNA, 2733 nt
Organism: Cryptomeria japonica (Japanese cedar)
Lineage: Eukaryota; Viridiplantae; Streptophyta; Pinopsida; Cupressales; Cupressaceae
Product: pentatricopeptide repeat-containing protein CRR2, chloroplastic
Exons: 1
Coding region: 359-2395 (678 amino acids)
Biological process (GO): RNA modification
Molecular function (GO): zinc ion binding; RNA binding; protein binding
Source: RefSeq, a predicted model, not a curated record
AAGAAGCCAAAUAUAUACUGAAAUUCUGUACCAGAAUUAUCAACACAACAUAGCAUAAUCUCAGACAAAGAAGUUUUAAAGCUAUGCCUCAAUCUUCUUGUGACUAUUAUUGCUUCAAAAUUUCAAAAGUUUCCUCCAUGAAAAAUCUGAAAGACCAUAGAAUUCGCAGGUUUUUAAAGGAAGUGAAACCACAUUCACUCAGCUUUUCAGCCAGCCACUGCCAUAGCGAUUUAUGACAGACAGCUCAGAGAGUCUCCCUAAGUACUCAAUAGAUGAUGCAAUUACAGAGCAGGUGCAAGCAUUCGAGCAUUGAACUUAUUGGCUUCAAUUCAAAUCCAUAAACAGAACAAAGAAUUGAAUGACUCCUCCAUGUAUGGCAUUAACCCAAUCCCAAUCUUUACCCCUCUGUCUGCCUCAAUCUAUCCCUCUUUCUAUUCAGUGCCACAACAAUAAUGCCUGUAGCCAUGUAACUUUAUUUAAUUCAAUUCCAUCGCCCUGUGUUACUAGAGUUGCUACUAAAUCAAUCCCAGCUUCGCCCACUACUAAACAUUUAAACUCUACUCUGGUUGAAAUCAGUACUCUGUGUAAACAGGGACGAUUGAAGGAAGCUUUCGACAUUUUAUUUUUAUGCUGUGAGAAUGGUAGCCCGCCGUGGGAGAUAUAUGGUUAUCUGUUGCAGGCAUGCACCAGGAAAAGGGCGCUCACAGAGGGCAAGCAAAUCCAUGCUCAACUGGUUAUAAGAGGAUCGCAAGGGCUGAAGUUGGAAACGAAGCUGAUAAGUAUGUAUGCGGCGUGCGGCUCUGUUGGGGAUGCAGAACUUGUGUUUGAGAGGAUUCCCCGCUCAGAUAUAAAUGUUUUCUUGUGGACUGCACUGAUCAGUGGAUAUGUUCAGAAUGAGUUUUAUGAAGAAGGGUUAGCAAUUUACUGCAAAAUGCGGCGGGAGGGUACAGCGCCUGAUAAUUUCACAUUCUCCUGUGUCCUCAAGGCUUGUUCGGGGAUUUCUGAUCUGCAAUUGGGUAAAGUAAUUCAUGUCCAUUUGCUUAAAAGUGGACUGCAGCCUGACGCUGCUGUUCAAAACAGCCUUGUGGUUAUGUAUGCUCGGUAUGGCAAAUUAGAGAUUGCACGUCAACUGUUUGACGAAAUGUCUUGCGGGAAAAAUGUUAUAUCUUGGGGUUCCAUGAUUGCAGGGUGUGUUCAGAAUCAGUGUGUUAAUGAGGCCUUGGAACUUUUCCGCGAAAUGCAGAUCCGUUGCUUGAAAACAAACUGGGUUAUUGUUACUACUCUUCUUCCAGCGUGCAGUUACUUAGCAGCCAUAAAACAGGGCAAGGAGAUACAUUCUCAGAUUGUGAAGGCUGAUCUUGUAUCUGAUGUUAUGGUGUGGAAUGCUUUGAUAGACAUGUAUGCGAAAUGUGGGAAUGUGGAUGAUGCGCGGCAAGUGUUUGAUAGAAUGCCUGAAAGAGAUGUGGUGUCAUGGAAUGCUGUAAUUGGAGGGUGUGGAACAAAUGGCUGUGGUGAGGUUGCCCUUGGUUUGUUUAAGGAAAUGCAGCAAGAAGGCUUUGUGCCAAAUCACAUAACUCUGAUUCAUGUUCUGUCUGCCUGCAGCCAUGCAGGUUUGGUGGAAGAGGGUUUGCAAAUUUUCAAUUCCAUGAGUGAAACAUUUGAUAUAAGGCCGAGGGUGGAGCACUAUGCUUGCAUGGUGGACCUUCUUGGCCGUGCCGGAUUCUUGGAUGAAGCAGAACAGUUUAUUAAUAAAAUGCCCAAAGAAAUUAAGCCUAGUUCUAGUGUAUGGGGAUCCUUGCUGGCUGCUUGCAGAGUUCAUGGCAAUGUAGAGUUGGCAACGCGAGUGGCAAAACAUGCUUUGGAGAUUGAUCCUGAAAACAAUGGGUAUUACAUUAUCUUAUCAAAUAUCUAUGCUGCAGGCGGCAGGUGGGAUGAUGUUAAAAAGGUGAGAAAGAUGAUGAAAGAUAGAGGAUUUAAAAAGAGUCCAGGGUGCAGCUGGAUUGAGAUGAACAACAGGGUUUAUACAUUCACUGCAGGAGAUCAGUCACUACCACAAUCAAAGGAAAUUUAUGCAAUGGUAGAAAAGUUAUCUAUACAGAUGAAAGAAGCUGGCUAUGUUCCCGAGACCAACUUUGUUCUGUACAAUGUGCAGGAGAAGGAGAAAGAGAUGAUGCUUUGUGGUCAUAGCGAGAAACUGGCCAUAUCUUUUGUGCUUAUCAAUACACACACUUGUACAAGACCAAUCAGAGUCAUAAAAAACCUUCGCAUUUGUGGUGAUUGCCACACUGUAAUCAAGUUCAUAUCCAAGAUUGUAAGGCGAGAGAUUAUAGUGAGGGAUACAAAUCGUUUCCAUCAUUUCAAGGGCGGAGUCUGUUCAUGUCGAGAUUAUUGGUAACACGUAUUUGCAAAAACCAGAGCUUAAUGCUUGUUUAACCAUUGUAGGUGACCAAUAAGUUUGGACUGUUUACUGUAAUUUACAGUUACCUGAGAGGUGCAAGCAUCAUAAGCUGGAAUUCAUAUCUAAUAGCUUAAGCAUCCAAAUGAGAGAUCAAGGGAGCUCUUAAUACUGGUGGGUAGUAACUAAAUUUUCUCAUAAAAUAUUGGAAGUAAACAAAGGAUCUUUCUGCAAUCAAACUCUCCCAUUGAUAUCAUAUUUCAACUCAGCUAGACAUAAAAGACAGAAAAUUUCUCAUGCUGGUUGAAUAUUUUUUAAUUAUAUUAUGUAAGUUUUUU